Momordica charantia (bitter melon) is the source of this 1703-nucleotide messenger RNA. Its product is annotated as putative protein phosphatase 2C 6. Gene Ontology annotation, molecular function: protein serine/threonine phosphatase activity. The record is from RefSeq and is a predicted model, not a curated record. NCBI's taxonomy places the organism in Eukaryota, Viridiplantae, Streptophyta, Magnoliopsida, Cucurbitales, Cucurbitaceae. Gene Ontology annotation, biological process: protein dephosphorylation.
CAUUCGUCAUCUGUAGGGCGGAGGAGGGGCGGCGAUGACUGUCCUGCGCCGGCGGCGGCGGUUACUGAGGUUCCGGCGGCUUCUACAACGGCGUCUUUUUCUUCUUCUUCUUCGUCUUCUUCAUUGUACCCUACGACCAGUAGGCAGCGGUGGUGGAAGAAGAAAUCGAGUAAAACUCAUGGGGUUGGGGUUUGUUCGGAGAAAAUCCACGAAUUCGAGGUUCCGGGGAGGAUUUGUACUAAUGGGUCAUCGAGAAUCGCAUGUUUGUAUACACAGCAGGGGAAGAAAGGGGUUAAUCAAGACGCCAUGAUUGUACAGGAGAAUUUCAAUUCAAGAAGAGAUACGGUGUUUUGUGGCGUAUUUGACGGACAUGGUCCUUUUGGACAUAUGGUUGCGAAAAAGGUUCGUGAUACCCUCCCUCUUAUCCUAUGUACUCAAUGGACAUCUAAAUCAGACGAAGAUCAAAACAAUCUCGUUGAGAUGAGACAUUCCAGAAGUUCAAAUUCUGAAGAUUCUAUAGCUUUAGAUGCCAAUGAUGAUUGUUACAAGUCAUUGGAGGCUGAAGAAAAUGAAAAAUUCCCCAAGAUGUAUCUGCCACUCAAAGUAUCUUUACUGAAGUCCUUCAAAUUAAUGGAUAAAGAGUUGAAACAACAUCCUAAAAUUGAUUGUUUUUGCAGUGGGUCGACGGCUGUGACUCUAAUAAAGCAGGGUCGGAACCUUGUAAUUGGAAAUGUUGGUGACUCAAGAGCGGUGCUGGCAACAAGAGACGAAGAAAACUCUUUGAUACCGAUUCAGUUAACAGUGGACUUGAAACCCGACCUUCCCGGUGAAGCUGCAAGGAUCCAGCAAUGCAAAGGAAGGGUCUUUGCUUUGCAGGAUGAGCCUGAAGUUGCACGAGUAUGGUUGCCUAAUAACGAUUCACCCGGGUUGGCGAUGGCGAGAGCUUUCGGGGACUUCUGUCUAAAGGAUUUUGGUCUAAUUUCUGUUCCCGAUGUUUACUAUCGACAACUUACUGUGAGAGAUCAGUUCAUAAUUCUUGCCACUGAUGGGGUUUGGGACGUCCUCUCGAAUAAGGAAGCUAUUGAAAUCGUGGCAUCAGCCCCUUCUCGUGAAACAGCAGGAAGAGCUCUUGUCGACUGCGCCGUUCGUGCAUGGAGACUGAAAUAUCCUACGUCCAAGAACGACGAUUGUGCUGUUGUAUGUCUUUUUCUCGAGUACGAGCCUGAAACAGAAGAGAACACAACAGCUUGUGCUAAAGCAACGGAAGAAGUUAUGUCCACACCAGGAGAUGACACUAAAGAUGUCAAAGUUGAUUCGAAUCAUAGAAUGACGGUUCUUGAGCGCUCAGGUACCCUACAAGGGUGCAACGAGAUCGUGCCUGUCAGUGACUCAAAUGACGAGAAAGUCGCAGUCGGAGGCCGAAACACGUCAAAGAGAAGCUUAGCUGAGUGCAUAUCAAAUGAAGAGGAGGAAUGGUCUGCAUUGGAAGGUAUAACCAGAGUGAAUAGUCUGUUAAGCCUGCCAAGGUUCUUAUCUGGUGACAGAAGAUCAGGCAGUUGGAGGAAGUGGCUAUGAGGUUUCUUUUUUUCUUUUUUCUGUUUCAAGUAAUUUUAUUGUGAAUUUGGAGGCAGAAAUUUCAAAUUUCUUGUGGAUAUUAAUAUUUUCAUUUUCAAUGCUUUUGCAGAUAAAAGAAAAUUUGUAUU